CCUCGCUGCUGCUCAGGGCGGCUUCGGGGGGGCUGCAGCGAGGUGCGUUUUGCGCGCCUACCCCGAAAGGCUGCAGAAGCGGCGCCUCUAGUUUCUAGGCGGUGGGGGAUGGCGGCUGCUUUGGAGCUGCUCUUGCGGGACGAGGUGGCAGCCGGCGCGGUGGUGCGGUGGCUGAAGUCGAGCCAGAGCUGCGCCGAAGAGGACACACCAAUUCACCCCAAACUUGUUGCCCUUAAGUUGCUUCAAAAAGACUUUGUUCCUUUUCUGUUGAACUACAUCAGGGAACAGACUAGUCAGAUAUUAACCCAUGGACCAUCUACUCCUGCUAAAAUUCCAAAUUCCAAGAUCUUGAGAAAUUCUAGUAACUAUAGGAACCAAAGGACUGGAUCUGAAAAAAAGUUCCAUACUAGUAGCUGUCGAGGAAAACUUUUCUUUGAUAUAGUUCCUCCUAGCUUGCAGUCUCCAAAUACCAGUAUUUCUGCUUCAGAAUUACAUGGAUCUUCUGUUGUUAAUGGGUCAAGUGAACUGAAUUCCAGUAAUGAUCUUUUAAAAGUGGAUCUCAGCACUAGCUCAAGUGUGGGUUCCAGCCCUGUUUUUUCUCGCGGUGAGAGACGAUUUGCUCAGAAAACAAACUUGGGAAGUUUUCUUGUUGCUGCCCCAAUAAGGCGAAGCAGGAGAAAAGGAAGCAAUUGUACAAGUGGUUCUGGUCGGCCAAUGGGACAUGAUGUAGGAAGAAACACAAAUGAUGAAGUGAAAAGUGAAAGUUCCCCAUUCUCUUCAUUGAGACAGAAGAAACCGAGUGAAAUGAAUCUUGUUUCCAAUUGUUCACCAUCUGACCAGCUUAACUUACAUGAUUUGGAGGAGUUUCCACCCAUGAGUGUUACUGGAAAAAUAAACAAAACCACACCAUCAAGAAGAAUAAAUCCUACUCCUGUGAGUACUGAGAGAACGCUGUCCAAACCCAAAAUAUGCUUCACUUCUACACCUGUUGGCAACUCUCAAGUUCAGUCUGGAGCAAGUUCUGAGAACGUGACUGAUUCUCUGGAAAAGAAUUUAACUUCUAUUACAGGAAGCCUUCAGGAAGAAAGAGAGAUGUUGAAGAAAGAAAGAUCUAAAUUAUUGCAUCACACGCCUUCCUCUUUAAGUUUAUCUCUGGAUUCUGGCACACCCACCAAAUCUAAUGUUGGUUGGAAUGUGUAUCUCCAAACUGAAAACCAGUCAGUAGCCUCAGCUGAUGUCAACAAAGUGACUUACAGAAAACAGCUGGAACACCUAGCUGAGCUUUAUUCCAUUUGCAUAGCAGAAAACCUCGUGCCAAAUAUCUUCUCAGAGCUUUUCUUUGUAUUGCAGCUGCUAACAGCAAAGGGAACUUCCUUUGCAGAAGAUAGGGAGAGUGACAUGGGAUUUAUGGAACAGAAUACAGAUUUGAUUGAGAGGCAGCACUUUCACAGUAUACACAACUGUGUUUACUUUGCUGUGCAAGUUUUGGAUUAUCAGUUUGAAAUUGUUUCUCAUUUAGAGAAAGGGACGCUGAAGCUUCUUGCUGAGAAUGACAGAAUUGCAUCUUUUUCCCUUGGCUUGCAUGAGAGGCUAAUGGCAGCCUAUGAAAACACAACAGCAAAGGUUUCUGUCUGGUUGCCUUCAUAUGUGCAGUCAGUUUCUUUUCAACCAGAAACUGACAAUCGAUCUAACUUUUCCAGUGAUAAGGCAUUUCAUAUAUUCAAGAAGCAAAGAGAUAUUUUUUAUGAAUUGCUGCGUGAAUGGGAAGAUAACUUUGAAAAAACAGGUUGGGAUUUUGAGAAAUGUCUAGGAGAUAGGAUCAGAGUUAUGAUGGCACAUCUUUCAGCAGCUUGUAAUUAUAUUCACUUUGCCCGGCUCUUUCAGAAACAGCUUCUUCAGAUGUGUAAAGGAUCAGUUGGUGGAGGCACAAGUUGGGGAGAUACUCCAGACCAGGAUGUCCUCAACAUGUUAGGUCCAGAUAAUCUGAACCGACUGAAGAGGCUUCAAGAGAGAUUUCUUGUUCCUCAGAGCAUCAGAGGACCCUGUCCUCCUCCUUCUUUCCCAGGAUGCCAAGAGUUUUUCAGGGACUUCAUCCUCAGUGCAGGGAGCUACCGAUUUAAUCAACACCUGGUAGACAGUUUGUGCCUGCAAAUACUUGAGCUGGACAGCUUUGCCUUGGUGGAACAUGAACCCAGUGAUGGAGAAGCCACGAGCGAACAGGAUGAAAAGAAGCAUUUUGCCAGCGUUCUUAUGAGCCUUCGACUCCUGGCUAAAUUUGUGGGAUUCCUUGUCUUUCUGCCGUAUCGCACAUCAGAACCAGCGACUGGAGAUCUCUUGGAGUCAGCAAUCGCAUUAAGGAAUCACGGCCAUCCUGUGCUGGAUAUUUUCAAGUUGUUGAGACAGUCCAUUCAGAAACAAUGUAUGGUCCUGACUGUUCCAUGGGUGGUUGAAUUUCUUUCUCUCAUGGAUUACAUUGCUCCAUUUCUUAAUUACUAUGAAAAAACAUUUGCUCUGCUCUUGCAACUGUACAGGUAUCUGCUACUUUCUGAAGAUAAAAAAAUGUGCUUCCUGAAUAAGCUACUGAUCCUUGCAGUUUUAGGAUGGCUUUUUCAAGUGCCGACUGUCCCAGAAAACUUGUUCUUUGCUGGUGAAGUGAGAUUGGACGAAUUGUCUUUGGAAUCUGUAACCACAUCUCAGGCUCUGGAUUCUGUGCCUUUGGUUGAUCAACAGUUGCUUUAUACCUGUUGUCCUCACCUUGGGGAAUUGAGGAAAUUACUGUCUUCUUUUGUGUUGGGAAGUGGAGGAAAAAAUGGUGGCUAUAUAAGAAAAAUAACCCCAACUGCUACAGAGGCCUUAGCUCCAAAGCCUUCCCUCGCUCAGCAAAAACUUCAGGCAGAUCUGCAACAAGCCUUCUUUCACAAUCAGUCCCCAUCUCUACGGAGAACGGUAGAAUUUGUGGCAGAAAGAAUUGGAUCAAACUGUGUCAAGCACAUCAAGGCAACCCUGGUAGCAGAGCUGGUGAAAAGAGCUGAAGUCAUUUUGCAGGAUGCUAUGAAGGCAGAAGAUGGCAAUCACGACAAAUUAUUGGAUGCAGUAUGUUCACAAUUGUAUCAAGAAGGAGCACAAGCUCUUAUCCAAGGCAAAGAAUUUUGUAGGAAGAAGGCCCCUGAGGCUGUGAAAAUCCUGCUGCCAGAAGAGACCUCUGCAGCUGUUUUGAACUGUGCAGCAAAUAUUGCAGUGGGACUGGCUAUCGAGAAGGCCUGCAGUUGGCUUUCUACAAAUAUUGCAGCCCUGAUCAAGAGAGAAGUGAAAGCUACCUUCAGUCGCAUGCUAAAAGUUCAGAUGCUUUCUCAGUCCAGUGCCAAUGAAAUUAUAUUAAAGAAGGACUGCCCUCCAGACUGCCACCAUCAAACAGCAUUCCCUUCCCAGAUAAUCAGUGAAAUGAAGGAUCUGCUCUGUAUUGCUAUAGGCCCAAGAGAAGAAAAUGAAGAAGUCCAGUUUGCUGACUUGGAAAGCUUGUUGGGAAGGGUGAGCCAAACACUUCAGUGUAGAAAGUUCAUCUGUCCAGCAUCAGAGCAACAGCUGGCUAAGUGCACCAUUGAGCUGGCAUCACUGCUAGUUUCAGAUCGUGUUCCAAUUCAGGAGCUGAACUUUCCGUCUCCCAAAAUGCCAGAGCAGCAGCAAUCGAAAUAUCACCUCAUCUCCAGUCUCCUGAAAUCUCUGCUGUCUAUCUGGAAAGAUAAUUUUCAGGCACCUGUACCAUUGCACCUGAUGUUCAGUCAAAAAAACAUCACCUACCUUGCAGGCAGCAAAGAUCAUGAGUGGGGCUUGUUUUUAUUCAUGCUUCAUGGCCUCGUUGAGCAUGGAUUGAUGACGAGUACAGAGAUAGAGCAUGGUUUGCAUGACCUCCAGAAGCAGACGUGGCCUUUGGACUUUUCCAAGGAAUUAGAAGCUGUGUUAAGAAUAUUCAUUUCCAAAACUCACACUACAGAGCCAAAGCCUUUUGCUUGUGAUUUAGGAUCGCAGCCAAGAGAAACGGUUGCAGCCCAAAGUUAGCAGAAUUACCCAUGUUUAAAAAUUGUUGGGAUUGCUUAUAAAUGCCCUGACAAAAUUGCACUCAAAGUUAGUAUGAAUCUUAUCCUCAAAGAUGACGUCGUUCCAGUGCACCGUACUGAAGGACAAGGAAAAAGCCCAUUCAAGCACCUUAAUUAGAACUGCAGGAACAAAACUUUUUUUGUAUAGAAAUAUGUGGCUUCCAAGUUCCAGAAUCUUUACAGAUGGGUGAAACACACUGUUUCUAACAUGAAGGGGAUUCUUUCUUUGCGGUGAAUCCCAUUGAGCCAUUGACAAGUAAAACUAAAUGUAAGCUUGGUAUUUAAUCGGGUAUUUAAUAGAUGCUCAUACUUGAUUUUUUUCAAGUGAACUUUGUCUGGAAAUAUAAUCAUUGCUGUCAGAGCACUAAUAUUGGCUUGGAAUUUUUUUUAAAGGGUGCCUGCCCUUGCCACAUUUUGUAUUUGUGAUUUUCUAAUGGAGAAAAAAAUAGUUUUAUGAGGAGUAUUGUUUUGAAUGAUGCCACCAUUUAAUUAUAAACUGAAAUAGUUACUUUUAAAAGUAUUUAUAUAGAAGAUGGCUCUACAAUCUUGCCAAUAGAAAAGGCUGAGAAAAGGACUGACAUAACUUUACUUUGGUAGGAGCCUGAUUUUCCCAUGGAUUGUAUUUCUUCCUUUCUCUUUUUCUUGCACUAUAGUAGUGUAGUUUUCUUUUGGAAACCUGCUUGUUUUAUUAUUAAAGAUAAUGCGUGAAAUUGGUGCAUGCUACAAAUUGUCUUUUUAUGUCUUCCUUAGAAGUGAUCCCCAAAAUUUUCUGAAUUUCUAGAUGAGAUGGCUACUGAGUUAGUUUUUGCUGGGCUAUUCACAAGCUCUAUUCUAAAAAAUUGUGGAAAAUACAUGGCUUAAGCCAUUGUUUCUCAACCUUGGCCAGUUGAAGAUAUCUGAACUUCAACUUCCAGAAUUUCCAAGUCAGUGAAGCUGGCUGUGGAAUUCUGGGAGUUGAAGUCCACGCUUCUUCAACUUGCCACGGGUGAGAAACAUCUUAAGUUAUUUACUCCGGCACUGUAAAAUACUAAGACUUAUUUUGUUGUUGGGGGAGGGGGGGGCAAAGAAUUCAACAGGAAAAAUGCCACUUUUAGCCAUUUUCUAUAUAUAUAUAUAUAAAGUAUUUAUUGUGAGGAUAUGAAAAUAGCAAUCUUGGUUAAAAGCAGAUAUGGGCUGAAGGUAUGUUUCAAUAAAGUGGUAUAUUUUGUCACAUUCAAUAAAAGAUUUUGCCCCACUUUAAGACUAUUCUUCCUACCCAGGCAUUCACAGGUACCAUAGUGUUAUAAGUGCAAAAAAUAUUAUAUAAAUAUAUUUUAAUGUAACAAUUAUUUCUAGAAAGCAUACAUUAAUUGAAUAACUGUAAACAUAAUUGGCUUCAGCAUAUAAAAUUUCAAAAUAAGUAUAUAUAAAUAACUUAAGUUGUAAACAUAGAAAUAAACAGUUGUAUGCAGUUAUAAAAAUAAAUAUCUGACGCUCUGUACAAUAAAACAUCCUUUGACAAGCACAUCCGCGUUAUGAGAGGAGUCCAUCUUAGAUGUGCCUUCUAAAAUUGCUUGAUUCAUUAUUAGGGGUGCCAGGUUCAAAAAGUAAAGAAAAAAAUAAAACACAGCCGGCGAUUCUUGGAAUGCAAUCCUAGAAUCAGAUCUGCUUCCCAUCUUACAUGAUGUGAUUUCUGAUAGAGAAGAUAAUCUCCAACUCCCACUUCAAAUAACACAGAGGACAACAAAGCUAGUAUUUCUGAUGCUACACAUUAUUUCUAUUGUUGUAUCAGCUGCUUGGCCUCGAUCAACAUUUGUCAGUCACCGUCUGUGCUUUAUUUGGAUCGUCUGGCGCUUAUGCUUGUGCUACACGCCAAGUUGAUGUCUACGUAACAAAGCCGUCAGUAUGCACUGAAAUAUACUUUCAUUUAUGCUGCCCACAGUCUCCAACUAAUUUAUAUCAGUGCAUUAGUUUUACACCCUGUUGUUUAAAAAAAAAACAAACGCAAGCAGUUCCCUUUAAGAUUCAAAGGCACUUUCCACAUAUAUGUGGGGAAUUCUCUUUACCUUGUCCAGCAAAAAUAAGAUAUGGAAAACACCAUGUUGUCUGUGGGCAGCCUCCAAAAAUCUGUUGUUUCUUACUAUUUUAUGCUACCGUAAUUACUAAACUUAAUUGCCAGCCAAUUAAUAUUGAAGAACAGUGACAUGUUUUACAGCCUUUUUGUCUUUUCUCUCGCAAACUCUCAGUUCUUUUUUAAGGAACAAAUAUCAUUUAGGAAUUUUUACUUCAUAAAAUGCCUCAAGUAAGUUAGGGGCAGUUGUAGUAAAGGACUGGAUGUAAAACCUUCAGCUCUCAAGGGGAGAAUAAUAAGUCACCCUCCAAUUCAGUUUGACUCCUGGGGAACAUGCAGGCAUAAUCAUUCAAUUUUCUUGACAAGAAAUGUGCCACUGUCUUCCUCCAAGAUUAGCAAGUUUCUAAAUACUAAAAGCUGACUGGCAGAACAUGGUAAAUAGGUAUCAGCAAUUCUAGGUUACAUAACUUGAUUUGUAUUCUUAGAAAUAACCUGAAUCAGAUAGGGUGCACAUUCACAUGAAUAAAACCUACUUUCAAACACUAAUUGCUAUAGGAACAGUAAGGAAUGAGAAUGUUAAUUCUAUGCUUGUUCACUUUAAACCUAAUUAUGUGAGUGGUUUGACAUUUAUUAUACAAUUAUAUUUAUUACUAAAAAAACAGACAUUGAAGGAUGUAAGUAUAAAAAUGUAAUUUUAUAAAGCAGCUUAUGGGGAAUGCAAAUUGAUAACAAACAGUUGCGGCUGAGAGAUUUGAUUUUCAACCCAAUAAAAGUCAUGGGGUAAAACCAUGGUGGAUUUCCUCUGCUUUGAACUUAUUUUCAUUACCGUUGAUCCUGUUGCUCUUCCAAGAAAAGAAGAGUAGCAAGGAUAUUUGCUGAAUGAGAUGCUGUGAUAGGAAUUCCUCUCCAGCAUUCAGAAUGUAUGUAGGAAACUUGCAGUUGUGUUAAUGCUGCUGUCUUAUUGGUUUUCAAUGUGUAGUCUUAUGGUGGAGCGAUUCUGUAGUGCGAAAAAGUGUAUCCUAUAGCAGAACAUUGUCUCUCUUCCUGAGUUGCAUUUCUGACCAAGAGAAAGCAAAAACCAGUUCUCAUUUUCACAACUUAGUACUCCCUUGAGAGUGCUGCUUCUCCAGCCAGUAAUACUGUGGAGUUGUUACGCAUUUUUCAUUGAUCAGGCACUCUACAAAGAGUUUUAAAGUAGCUUAGUUUAGCUUCCAAAAUGAAAUGUUCCUUACAAUAA
Messenger RNA from Pseudonaja textilis, 7381 nucleotides. It is a transcript of the gene CDAN1, whose product is annotated as codanin 1. Lineage: Eukaryota; Metazoa; Chordata; Lepidosauria; Squamata; Elapidae. Gene Ontology annotation, cellular component: nucleus. The record is from RefSeq and is a predicted model, not a curated record. Gene Ontology annotation, biological process: chromatin organization.